UCCACGUUGUCCAUCCUCGACUCCAACUCUCAGUCAUCUUCUCCUCUGUCGUCGCAACCAACACGACGGCACCACCCAUCCUCCCCUCCACGGUUCCACCCACACGAUGGCACCACCCAUCCUCCUCUCCUAGGUCUCCUCGAACUCAACUGUCACUGGAGUCCCUCCCCAAACCCAACCAGCCAUGUCGAAGCUCAUCGGUGUCCUCGCCUUCCUAACCCUAACCCUCCAAUUUUUGGCCCACUCAUUGCCAGUAAACUCCUUGUUCUUCAAGUCCCUCCAGUUUUGAGGCUUCGAGCUGGAUUCAAGCUCGCAGAUGAUCCCAAGAUCUCCUCGGAGCGAUACGGCCUCUAUGGAUACGAGAAAGUUUGUGUUUUUGUACUUCUGAUUGUUUGUGUUGUUCUCUCUCCCAAGAUCUCCUUUCUCAGUUUUGAUCUUCUGAUUGUGUUUUUGUGAUUUGGGAGAAAGUUGUGGAAUUUGAGAACUUCUGCUUGGUCGAUUGAAAUGGAAGAUCAAUUUACUCAGGCCGAGGACUCUAACAAUGUUUGUUUGCGAGCUUUAGCAUGUCGUUGGGCUCGAUUGAUGCGACGACGUUUAAGCUCAUGUUGCUGCUAUUGGAGACACCAUUGAAGUAGAGCUAUUGGUUGAGCUGGAGGUCGGAGGGAUAAGACCGGCGGCGAGGAAGUUUCAAUCUGUGCCAGAAUAAAAUAAAAAAAAAAGAAAAAAAAAAGUUUCAAACAGGCCAGGUUAGGUCCGAUUCCUGUUUUAAAAUAUGGUAUACUCGCUCCAGUCCGGCCCAUGCCCAACCCUAGCCACAUGUGCUUAUAAAGUAAUGGACUUACUCCCCAUUGCCAAGUGAUUUUAUUGUCGAACCCCAACCUCCUUCAGAAACAAACUUACAGGUUAAAAAUGCUACGUGCCGGUUUCAAAUUUCCAAUUUUCUAGUUGAAAAUUUUUUUAUUUUUCUUUUCCAGUUAAAAAAAAUUUUGUUAGUUUCUAAGUUAGUUUCCUGUCUUGUGGACUAAAGGUUUGUUUCGGAUUUGUUUCCUACAUUCUCCUCCAAGAAGAAUUAAAGUAUUCCUAGUGCAUGUGACUUGUGAGAAAGAAUUCUGAAAUUUAACCCUAAAACUUUUAUUUUUAGAAAAUGCACAUGAUUAAACAGGAAUUGGAAACUUUGAAUACUUAAGUAGUAUGUUCCUCCAAAAUUAUUUUUACGUUGCCGUUAUGUUGAUGGAGUGUGUAUAUAUAAUAUACUAUAUUGAAUUUGAUAAGUGUUGCGUCCUGGCAAAACCAAGUUGCAAAGAAACUAAUUAGUUUUCUUCAGUAUCAGAAUUUAAUUUUGUUAAUAUUCCGCAAACAUCCAAAGAUAAUAUGGUUUGGAAGUUCCUAUUUAUACCCACCCACAAUUUCUUUUAUGCAUCGAACUAAGCAUAUCCACCACAAGAGCACAACUAGAGAGAUAGAGAGAAACAGAGAAAAUGAAGAGUUUCAUUUCCAAAGAGUCCAUUGUCCUACUAGUAAUUCUUCUUUCGGCAAUUUGCUUGGUCGCUGAAGCUCAACAAUGUCGUCCAAGCGGCAAAAUCAGAGGAAGGAAGGCCCCUCCUGGACAAUGCAACCAGGAAAAUGAUUCUGAUUGUUGUAAGCCGGGCAAAAUGUACCCAACCUACACAUGUUCACCGCCAUUGUCUGGGAGCACCAAGGCCACCCUCACCCUUAACAGUUUCGAGAAAGGUGGAGAUGGUGGCGGUCCAUCAGAAUGUGACAACCAAUACCACAAUGACAACACACCAGUUGUGGCACUGUCCACCGGAUGGUAUAGCAACGGAGAUAGGUGCCAUAAACAAAUCAGAAUUAAUGGUAACGGACGUAGCGUGUUGGCCAUGGUGGUGGAUGAAUGUGACUCUACUGAGGGAUGUGAUGCAGAUCAUGAUUACCAGCCUCCUUGUCCUAACAACAUUGUUGAUGCCUCAAAAGCUGUUUGGAAAGCCCUGGGUGUGCCUGAAGACCAAUGGGGUGGCCUAGAUAUCACUUGGUCCGAAGCUUAGUUACAUUAAUUAAUUUCCGUCUUGCUUGUUGCUUUGCGUGUAUGGUCGUUGUGGAUUGUGUUCUAUAAUAUGUUACAAGUACUAUACUAUUUAAGUAGUCAAUAUAUUUAAACUUGUUUUUCUUAUACUUUGUCUACUGUAAAUUAUAAAGUAAUAUUACAUAAUCAUUUAUAUAUCACUCGACUUCUGUUU
This is a messenger RNA of Pyrus x bretschneideri (Chinese white pear), 2237 nucleotides long. Its product is annotated as putative ripening-related protein 1. The transcript has a single exon. The record is from RefSeq and is a predicted model, not a curated record. NCBI's taxonomy places the organism in Eukaryota, Viridiplantae, Streptophyta, Magnoliopsida, Rosales, Rosaceae. Bases 1479 to 2045 code for a protein of 188 amino acids.